AUGAAACACGAUAAACGUGCAAGACUAAGGGCUGCUCGGGCCGGAAUCAAGCUUUCGGACGAGGAAGAUGGCUACGAGGACAUCUAUGAGGAGGUUGAUGAGCAGCAAUUCCGCCAGCACAAACAGCAUCAGCUUCUGAACGACGAUUUCAUCGUGGAUGACUCUGGCAACGGUUACGCAGAAACAGGCGCAGACGAUUGGGAAGGUGCGAAUCAGUACGCAAGCGAAGACGAAGACGAGCCUGAGACUCGCCAACGCAAGAAGAUCGCCAAAAUCAAGCGCGACACGCCCCAGAUCUCCUCCUUUUUCAGGGGAGCGGAGACUGAGAACAAGCCUAAAAGCAAAGUCGAUAAUCUUGACGAUAUUUUGAGCGACUUCACGGCCCAGGCAAGCACCAAGGCUCGAAGCACGCCAAUGUUCAGCGUGAAGAAACGGACGGACGUGUUUUCCUCGCUCAAAUCCGACAGAGUGAAACCUGUGAAGCCGCUGAACGUGAAAAAGCUCAUGUUUGAAGACGAGGUCCCUGCGAAAAGAGUCAAGCUUAGCUCUGAGGACGAAAUAUACGCUCCUGAGUCCGAUAUCUCGAACUUGUCGAAAAUCGAGACGCCGUCUUCACCAAUAAAGGCCGCCAUCAAGGAAGAUGACGAGUUCAGCUCGGACGACGAGAUCGACGUCACAACAUUGAAAACAGCACGAGCGGAUGUGCAGAGAGUGAACCUGAGCUCAACGAGGGAGCUAAAGGAGACAAAAGUUGUCGAAAUCGCAACGUCUUCGCCAACUAGAGACGCGUCAGAAACUUCAAUGAUGAAUACCACUUUCGAGAAGGUGGACGAAUCACAAGUCGCUGACUCCGAAACUAUACAGAUGUUCUGGAUGGACUAUGCGGAGGUGGACAACAGCCUGCUUCUGUUUGGUAAAGUGAAGACUUUGGACGGCAGACAUGUUAGCGGUGUGGUUCAAGUCAACGGUCUAAGUCGAGAGAUAUACUUUUUGCCGCGCGAAUCGCGGCUGGAUGAGGACGAUGGCCCGCCGCCUACUGCCAUGGACGUGCACGAGGAGAUCAUCCCGCUUUUGCUGGACAAGUUCGGGCUUGAUCGAAUCAAGGCCAAGCCAGAGACCAAGAAAUGGGCUUUUGAGCUAGAGAAUAUCCCUAAGGAAGCCGAGUAUUUGAAAGUCUUGCUGCCCUUCCAGACACCAAAGUCAAGAAACACUGUUUUGCCGUCGAAUUUGGAAGGAGAAACGUUCCGUCACGUAUUCGGAGCAAAUGCCAGUAUUUUCGAGACUUUUGUGGUCCAGCGGAACGUGAUGGGCCCAUGCUGGCUAGAAAUCAAGGGGGCGGACUUUUCUGCCAUUAAAAACUCGUCUCAUUGCCAGGUGGAGGUUGCUGUCGCUGAUCCAGCACAAAUCAAACCAAUUGAGACAAACCUGCCUGCUCCAGAUCUCACGGCACUCAGCAUCAACAUCCAACCGGUGACGAACCUCAAAGAGGGCAAACAGGAAAUUGGAUCCGUCUCGUUUGCCGUGUACCGAAACGUCCACCAGGACACACCAAUGCCGGAAGAUGCGGUUCCAGAUGAGCUUUUGACUCUUGUUCGUCCUGUUGGUGGCUCUUUGGCCCUGCCGCCUGGACUCUCAGAGUUGGCUGCUAAACGGAACGUUCCGCUGCGGAGUUUUAAUAACGAGCGCACUCUGCUGAAUUGUCUUGCAGCCAUGAUCAAAAAGACGGACCCUGACGUCUUCAUUGGACACAGACUGGACGCUGCUGUGCUGGACGUGUUGAUGCGGCGGAUGCACGACCUGAAAAUCUCUCAAUGGUCUACCUUUGGACGCAGGAACAGAAAGCAGUGGCCCGACAGGUACGGCAAGGGAUCUGGGCGUAAUAACAUGUUCUACUUAAAGGAGAUAUUUGCCGGAAGACUAUGUUGCGACAUUGCGAACGAGAUGGGUCAAUCGCUGACCUCUAAAUGUCAGUCGUGGGAUCUUCCCGAGAUGUACGACAUUGUGUGCAAGAAGAAGUUCAUGCCGAUGGACGUGAAUCUUGCCAAUCCUCAAUUUGCCGAGGACGCAAACCUGCUUCUUGCCGCUUUCAAUGAGAAUAGCAUGAGCGUUAAGAUUAUAGCAGAGAUUGCCUUUAGAGUGCAAAUCUUGUCACUUUCGAAACAGCUGACCAACCUUGCCGGAAACGCAUGGGCCCACACGCUUGGAGGAACGAGGGCAGGAAGAAAUGAGUAUAUCUUGCUGCACGAGUUCACUAAAAAUGGAUACAUUGUUCCAGACAAGGAGACCAGAUCACAAAGACAGGCGGCUGCAGCGGCUGCUGCUCUGGAACAAGAUGGAGAUGAGAGCACUGCCACGUCUAGCAAGAAGACGAAGUACCAGGGUGGUUUGGUUUUCGAGCCCGAAAAAGGUCUUCACAAGAACUACAUACUGGUCAUGGAUUUUAAUUCUCUUUAUCCAUCGAUUAUUCAGGAGUUCAACAUCUGUUUCACCACUGUGAACAGAUCGAAUCUGGGAGACAACGAUCUUCCCAAUGUUCCACCAUCAGACGCUGCGCAAGGGGUUCUUCCGCGAUUGCUACAACAGCUGGUCAACAGACGUCGAGAGGUCAAGAAACUGCUGAAAGAUCCUCGAGCAACCGCUGUGGAAAAGGCUCAGUAUGAUAUCAAGCAGCAGGCAUUGAAGCUGACUGCGAACUCGAUGUACGGUUGUUUGGGUUACGUCAACUCUCGGUUCUACGCCAAGCCGCUCGCUAUGCUUGUCACCAACAGAGGAAGAGAGAUUUUGAUGGACACGCGUCAGCUGGCCGAAAGUAUUGGAUUGCGCGUCGUCUACGGAGACACCGACUCUGUCAUGAUCGACACCGGCUCGGAUAACUUCCAGGAAGCUAUCAAGAUUGGUGACGACUUCAAAAUCAAGGUCAACGAGCGGUACAGAUUGCUCGAGAUCGACACAGAUAACGUGUUCAAACGACUCCUCUUGCACUCGAAGAAGAAAUACGCAGCAAUGAACGCUACGAUGGAUGCUUCAGGACUUGAAAAGACCGUGCUGGAAGUGAAAGGAUUGGAUAUGAGACGCCGUGAGUUCUGUCCGCUUUCGAAAGAGACCUCCACAUAUGUUUUGGAGAAGAUCCUGGGCGACGCAGAUCCCGAGGAUGCCUUGAAUGAUAUCUACACUCACCUGGAAGAUGUGAGAAACAAGCUGACAGACAACCAGAUUCCAAUGCACAAGCUCACCAUAAACACUAGAUUGUCCAAGGAUCCAGAGCAAUAUCCUGGAGGCAAGUCCAUGCCAGCCGUUCAAGUGGCUCUGAGACUCAGAAAACAAGGCAAACUUGUUCGUGCUGGAAGCGUCAUGACAUUUGUGGUUACGGACAAUGGACAGGACAAGGGAGAUUCUGUCGCAGACCGCGCGCGUGCUAUAAGUGAAAUUUUAGCCAACCCUUCGCAGUACAGACCUGAUCCUUAUUACUAUCUGGAGAAGCAGAUUUUUGCUCCGAUAGAAAGACUUCUGGAACGGAUCGAGGGCAACGACGUUGUCCGCAUGGCAUCAGCUCUUGGGCUGGAUGCUCGCAAAUACGAGGCUCGUGCAAGAUUUGUGCAGGAUCGCGCUUCCGCAGAGCUGCAACCCUUGGACUCUACAGUUUCAGACAGUGAGAGAUUCCGUGAUUGCAAGCCCCUGGCUCUAAAAUGUAUGUCUUGUCAUGCGUCUUUCGAGUUUGGUGGAAUCCAGGCGUCCAGAAGAUACCAGGUCACCUUUUCCGGGGUCAAGUGCCUGUCGUGUGAGCACGUGUUGCCACCACUGGCUAUCUCCUCCCAGCUAGAGCACUUUUUGCGCCGCGAGAUUUCAGCCUACUACGCUGGCUGGCUCGUCUGCGAUGACUGUGGUGUCAAAACACGCCAGGUAUCUGUUUACGGAAGACGGUGUAUUGGCAAAAACGGCAAGGCCUAUGGCUGUAAGGGUAUCAUGAGAUACGUCUAUCCAGACAAACAGCUCUACAACCAGCUACUAUACGCCAUGAGCCUGUUCGAUGUUGAUAAGGCCAAGAAACGCGUGUUGAAGCCACUGACGGCCGAUCUCGGAAUUGAAGACAAAGAAAACAAACUCGUGCCAAUGAACCAGGGUGAGUUGGAUGCUCUCGUGGAACAGAAUAGAGACUCAUUCAAAACAUACCAAAAGGUGGUUGACAAGUACCUGACAGAGUGUGGACGGCGCUACGUCGACAUGGGUGGCAUAUUCGAGUUCAUGAGUGUAUUUAAACGAGACUAA
Messenger RNA from Ogataea angusta, 4266 nucleotides. RefSeq lists its product as uncharacterized. The record is from RefSeq and is a predicted model, not a curated record. NCBI's taxonomy places the organism in Eukaryota, Fungi, Ascomycota, Pichiomycetes, Pichiales, Pichiaceae. The transcript has a single exon. Gene Ontology annotation, cellular component: alpha DNA polymerase:primase complex. Gene Ontology annotation, molecular function: pyrimidine nucleotide binding; DNA replication origin binding; chromatin binding. Gene Ontology annotation, biological process: leading strand elongation; mitotic DNA replication initiation; DNA replication. Bases 1 to 4266 code for a protein of 1421 amino acids.